UGAGAGAAACUCCUUCUUUAGACUUCACUCGUCCACCAUGGCGGUGUUUUCGUCUCUUACUCCGGUGUUCGUUGCGGUUUUGUGUGUGGUUAUCGGGUUUCUCUUCAAAAAGUCCCAGAGGAGACAGACCAGAUCAAAGCAGGAGCGUUCAGAUCAGACAGCCAAACCAUGGGUGGACGAGGAUCUGCAGGAUGAUACAGAAAUCAGCAGUAAACACAACGAGGAGGAUGAUGAUGAUUGGCUGGACACAACAGAGGAAGAAAACCUAGCCCAUAUUCCAUACACACCAGCUCAGUACUCUGCUACUGAGAUGCUGGAACGAUCUGAGAAGUUCUACUCGCUCAUGAAUCUGAGACGGUCUGUUCGCUUCAUCAGUCCAGAACCGGUACCAAAAGAAGUGAUUGACAAUGUCAUACGCACUGCAGGCACUGCACCUAGCGGAGCUCACACUGAGCCCUGGACGUUUGUGGUGGUGUCUGAUGCAGAUGUCAAACACAAGAUCAGAGAGAUCAUUGAGGAGGAGGAGGAGAUCAACUACAAGCAAAGGAUGGGAGACAAGUGGGUCCAAGACCUGAAGAAACUGAGGACAAACUGGGUGAAGGAGUAUUUGGAUGUGGCUCCGUAUCUGAUUCUAGUGUUUAAGCAGACAUAUGGAAUUCUGCCCAGCGGCAAGAAAAAGACUCACUAUUACAAUGAAAUCAGCGUGUCCAUUUCCUGUGGCAUUCUGCUGGCUGCUCUGCAGAAUGUGGGGCUGGUUACCGUGACAACCACUCCUCUGAACUGCGGCCCACAGCUCAGGUCCCUCCUCCAGCGGCCGGCCAAUGAGAAGCUUCUAAUGCUGCUUCCUGUUGGCUACCCUGCAUCUGACGCCAAAGUGCCUGACCUCAAACGCAAGGACCUUAAUGAAAUCAUGGUGACUGUGUGAGAUUAUCAGCUGCUAUAAACAAAUAUAGUGCCAUGAAAAGACCAACUUACAGACCAGUUUUGGAUAUAUAGAACCAAGUGCUAUUCAAAUCAGACCAAAUGUCCUCAUCUUACUGCUUUAUUUUUAUUAUACCUUACCAUAAAGGGAUGUUACAGUAAUAGUUUACAUAAGGACACAGUUCCUUUCACAUUUUGCAUGGCUCUGUUAAUGUACGCUUUACAUAUUCUGAAUUUGCUGUGAUUUAUGCAAAACAUUAAGUAAAGUACAUGUGUGUACUUUC
Cyprinus carpio (common carp) is the source of this 1205-nucleotide messenger RNA. RefSeq names its product iodotyrosine deiodinase (gene iyd). Gene Ontology annotation, molecular function: oxidoreductase activity. Lineage: Eukaryota; Metazoa; Chordata; Actinopteri; Cypriniformes; Cyprinidae. The record is from RefSeq and is a predicted model, not a curated record.